Messenger RNA from Tarenaya hassleriana, 2069 nucleotides. Its product is annotated as EH domain-containing protein 1. Lineage: Eukaryota; Viridiplantae; Streptophyta; Magnoliopsida; Brassicales; Cleomaceae. The record is from RefSeq and is a predicted model, not a curated record. Gene Ontology annotation, cellular component: intracellular membrane-bounded organelle; plasma membrane; cytoplasm. Gene Ontology annotation, molecular function: protein binding; calcium ion binding; GTP binding. The transcript has 16 exons. Bases 163 to 1809 code for a protein of 548 amino acids. Gene Ontology annotation, biological process: endocytosis; endosomal transport.
GUGCCUUGCCUUGCUCGAUUCUCUGAAAACAGAAUCACGCGCAAAAACCUCGUUAUUUCCCAUCUGCAAGUUAAACACAUCCUGGAAUUUCUCAUAUGUGGAUCCUCGCUUGAGAUCGGAACAGCAUUUGAACUAUAAACCCUAAUUUCUCUGCAACCCGCGAUGGAGAUCGAUUCGGUUGCAGCAGGCUCUUGCUCCAAGGAGAAUCAGAUGAUCUAUCAAGAGUGGUUCGAUUUCGCCGAUUCAGACAGCGAUGGCCGCAUUACUGGUAACGACGCGAUCAAAUUCUUUGCGAUGUCGAAUUUGUCUCGAGCAGAGCUGAAGCAGGUCUGGGCCAUCGCGGAUUCAAAACGACAGGGCUAUCUUGGUUUCAGAGAAUUUGUCAUUGCCAUGCAGCUAGUUUCUUUGGCACAAGCUGGACGUGAAAUAUCGCAUGAAGUUCUUAACAGUGAUGUCGACUUCAGAAAUUUGAGUCCUCCUACCAUGGAAGGUCUGGAUGUAUUAGUGGCGAAGAACAAGAAGAAGAAGCAUUCACCACAGUUGUCUGAUCCUGAUGUAAACAGUAGUACCCCUGUGCAGACAUCACUUUCGGCUGCUUGGUUUUCUUCAAAAUCUUCAAAAAAGAUUCCUAUCUCCUCUGUUACAUCUAUAAUUGAUGGGUUGAAGAGGUUAUACAUCCAAAAGCUGAAACCGCUCGAAGCCACUUAUCGCUUUAAUGAUUUUGUAUCCCCAUUGUUGACUAACAGUGAUUUCGAUGCCAAGCCUAUGGUCAUGCUUUUGGGCCAGUACUCCACGGGGAAAACGACCUUCAUUAAGCAUUUGCUUAAAACUAGUUAUCCAGGAGCGCAUAUUGGACCCGAACCAACAACGGACAGAUUUGUUGUUGUCAUGUCUGGACCUGAUGAAAGAAGCAUUCCUGGUAACACAGUUGCAGUUCAAGCAGAUAUGCCAUUCAAUGGUCUUAUAAGUUUCGGGACUGCUUUUCUGUCAAAGUUUGAAUGUUCUCAAAUGCCUCACCCUCUACUGGAGCAUAUAACGUUUGUCGACACACCAGGAGUUUUGUCGGGGGAAAAGCAACGGACACAACGAGCAUAUGAUUUCACUGGAGUUACGUCAUGGUUUGCUGCAAAGUGUGAUCUCAUUCUCCUUCUGUUUGAUCCACACAAGCUGGAUGUAAGCGAUGAGUUCAAGCGUGUUAUCUCAUCUUUGCGUGGUCAUGAUGAUAAGAUCCGUGUUGUUCUGAAUAAGGCAGACCAAGUAGACACUCAACAGCUAAUGAGGGUAUAUGGAGCCCUGAUGUGGUCACUUGGGAAAGUUCUCAACACUCCUGAAGUUGUUCGUGUUUAUAUCGGAUCCUUCAGUGAUAAACCCAUAGAUGAAGCUUUCACUGGUCCCAUUGGGAAAGAAUUGUUUGAAAAGGAGCAAGAAGACCUUCUAGCUGAUUUGAAAGACAUCCCAAAGAAAGCCUGUGAUCGUCGGAUAAAUGAAUUUGUAAAACGGGCGAGAGCUGCCAAGAUACACGCGUACAUCAUCAGCCACCUGAAAAAGGAGAUGCCGGCCUUAAUGGGCAAGGCCAAAGUGCAACAGAAACUCAUCGAUAACUUGGAAGAUGUGUUUGGCAAGGUACAGAGAGAGCAUCAUUUACCGAGAGGGGAUUUUCCGAAUGUGGAACAGUUCAGGGAGGUUCUGACAGGUUACAACAUCGACAAGUUCGAGAAGCUAAAGCCGAAACUCAUACAAGCCGUUGAUGAUAUGUUGGGUUAUGACAUUCCUGAGCUCUUGAAAAACUUCAGGAACCCUUACGAUUGAUCUCCAAAUAUGACCCAUGUUUGUUAAAAAAAGAAAAGAGCCUUUGUGUCUGUUCUGAUAGAUUUGGGGAAUUUAGGUCAUUUGAGAAUUGAGAGGCUCAUUAAAGAUUUGAUUUGUAUUCGGGCAGAUGUGUAAUGAUGAUGUAGCUUGAGGGUUGUGAUAAAUGGGGAGUUUUUUACAAUACUAUUUUUUUUUAAAAUAAAAAAAGAAACAAAAACUCAAGAAGAGGAGUAUAAGAUAAAUAUGAGUGGGUGUGUUUA